Messenger RNA from Drosophila albomicans, 394 nucleotides. RefSeq lists its product as uncharacterized. The transcript is spliced from 4 exons. The coding region runs from base 1 to 303 and encodes 100 amino acids. Lineage: Eukaryota; Metazoa; Arthropoda; Insecta; Diptera; Drosophilidae. The record is from RefSeq and is a predicted model, not a curated record.
AUGAGAACGAAGUCGGAGUUGGCAUCGGAGUUGGAGUUGGAGAUGACGGAGAAGCUGACCAGCGGCUGUCUUCUUCCCCAGGGUGUCCAAUACAACAUUUUUUUUGGAAAGUUUAUUUGUCAAGCAAACUUCUUGCACACUUCAACAAUUAGAAUAACGCAAAGAAAAACAGAGGAAGCAUUGACCGAAGAAUGUUCGACAACAAUUGUGGUGGAGAUGAAGACAUUAAAUACUUCAUUUAAAGACAGCGGGAAAGUUAAAUUGCAGAAAUCGCAAAACUUUACUAUCCACAAGCAAAAGUAAUGGAAUUGUGUAAUUAACGAGACUCCUGGGUAAAGACUUGAUGAAAUGCUCCACUUCCAGUGAAAUCAACUCACAUACGUAAUCUCACACA